Didymella exigua CBS 183.55 is the source of this 820-nucleotide messenger RNA. RefSeq lists its product as uncharacterized. NCBI's taxonomy places the organism in Eukaryota, Fungi, Ascomycota, Dothideomycetes, Pleosporales, Didymellaceae. Bases 268 to 777 code for a protein of 169 amino acids. The transcript has a single exon. The record is from RefSeq and is a predicted model, not a curated record.
CGUCAAUCCAGCUCCGCCAAGCAGCAGUAGCAUAUAUAAGCACAGCGUAUCACCUAAUGAUGUAAAUGAUAGCACAAGCUUGGGCAUCUAUCAGCUGCUGCAUUUGCUCUAAAUACGAUUAUAAAGGCACGCGCAUUCAAUACGUACCAACAGCGACCGGCACAAAUCAAAGAACGAAGCAUCCGUUCAUUCCAUUCUUAAAGUCGCAAGCUCAACAGCAAGGUGAUUCUGCAACGCACAACGGACUCUACAACACAGCAAGACACCAUGACAUCCCUCUUUCCACACCCACAAUACGCAGAAGACCAGCCCUCCGCCCACGCCAUCCUCUACCUGCACGUCCUUCGCGCCUCAACAAUGACAUUCUCCUUCCUGUCUGUGCCCUACACCGGCAUCUCCCUACUCCGCUCGCGGAUCAAAGCACAACCCGUCACCAUGAGCACCGUGCUAACGCGAACCCUCUUGAACUCCGGACGCGGCCUCAUCCUUGGAGCGGUUGCUGGUGUGGCGAUGACGUGGGGACGUAUGAGAGGCAGGAGUGAGGUCGAGUGGCAGGAUCGCAGUUGGCGGCUGCUGGAGAAUAAGGGCGAAGUGGAUACGGAUUGGGAGAUCAUUGGGGCAACGGGGGUAGGUGCGCUUGCUGGUGUUGUUGCGACGAGGAGUGGUGUUGUGCGUUUAAAUGCUGGCAGAGCGGUGAUGGGGGGUGCGGGACUAGGAUUGGGGAGUGGUGUUUUGUUUAUGGUUGGGACAUAUGUUGCUGGGAGGAAGCCACGGUAGGGAGUGGUGAACGCUCAGUGUUGUGUAUGAUAGGAUAGGACGG